Messenger RNA from Nymphaea colorata (pocket water lily), 2102 nucleotides. RefSeq lists its product as uncharacterized. The transcript is spliced from 2 exons. The coding region runs from base 415 to 1638 and encodes 407 amino acids. The record is from RefSeq and is a predicted model, not a curated record. Gene Ontology annotation, cellular component: SCF ubiquitin ligase complex. Gene Ontology annotation, molecular function: protein binding. Lineage: Eukaryota; Viridiplantae; Streptophyta; Magnoliopsida; Nymphaeales; Nymphaeaceae. Gene Ontology annotation, biological process: SCF-dependent proteasomal ubiquitin-dependent protein catabolic process.
AAGAUUUCCUCCCACCCUCCUCUGCUGCUCUCUCUGUUUUCCCUUUAGCAGAGGGAGAGAGAGAGAGGGAGACCAGGGGGCUUAGGGUUCUGCAACAAGCAAGAAGUAAGGGAAUCUCCAUCUGUUCUGGUGUUGGGAUUAUCGUAAGCGGUUGGAUCUCUCUCUCUCCCCCUUUUACGCAUGUUUUCCCGUCCCACUUUCCUCACGGGAUCUUAUAUUCUAAGAGGAGAGGAGAAGAGAGGAGGAGGAGGGUCGAUCUGAGGAGUUUGGUAACGUUGGUAUCUUGAUUCUAGCUGGGUAUCAUCAGAAUCAUUCGAAAAAAAUUCUUGCUUCUUUCCUUUUCUCGUAGUUGGUGGUUUGUCAGUCCGUCGGGGAGAGUCAGAAAGUGGUUUCUCUCUUCGUGGAGGUGUUUCCAUGGCGAAGAGGGAGGCGGACUUGUGCAUCAACGAUGUGCUGACGGAUGACGAGCUGCGGGGGAUACUGGAGAAGCUGCAGAGCGAUGGGGACAGAAGCAGCUUCUCGCUUGUUUGCAAGAGGUGGCUGUCCGUGCAGAGCACCGGGAGGAGGAAACUAUGCGUGAGGGCCGGGCCGCUCAUGCUGAGGAAGAUGGCUGUUAGGUUCCCUGGGGUGCUGGAGUUGGACAUGUCCCAGUCGGCGUCUAGGUCCUUCUUCCCUGGCGUCACCAACGACGAUCUUGCCGUGAUUGCUCAGGGAUUCAGGUGCCUGCAGAUCCUCGCCUUGUCGAAUUGCAAAAAUAUUACAGACGUUGGCCUAGAGCAGCUUGGUAAUGGUCUUCCUUAUCUGCAAUCAUUAGAUGUUUCCAACUGCACAAAAAUAUCAGAUAAGGGAUUGUCGGUCGUUGCUAAAGGAUGUCAUCACUUAAAGUGUCUUAACUUAUAUAAUUGCAAAUUAGUUUCCGAUAAGUUGCUAGAGGUCCUGUCCAAACGUUGCCAUCACAUUGAAGAAUUGGUUUUGCAUGGAUGCUGCAAGGUAACAGACUCUGGGUUGUCUGUUCUGGUUGAAGGCUGCCGCCAGAUCAAGAUUCUGGACAUCAGCAAAUGCAAUAAAGUGGGAGAUGUCGGGGUCUCAAGCGUUGCCAAUGCAUGCAGGGGUUCCUUGAGGACUAUGAAGCUUUUGGAUUGCUCCAAAGUCGCAGAUGGUUCUUUGAUUUCCUUGGCAAGUAGUUGCGGUAAUCUGGAGACACUGGUAAUCGCUGGAUGUAGAAAUAUCACUGAUGAAUCUGUAAGACAUCUGGCUGUCACCUCUAAUGGCAGCCUGAGAUACUUGCUGAUGGACUGGUGCCCAAACAUUUCCGACAGCUCUUUGAGUUACGUCUUCUCAUGCUGUGUCUAUCUGGAGGAGCUCUGCAUUGCAUACUGUGACAAGAUAACAGAUGCUGCAUUCUCUGUUUUGAGCGAAAGGGCUGAUCAUUGUUUGAGGAUUUUGAAGGCCGCUGGCUGCUCUAAGGUUACUGUUAAUGGAAUCAGAGCACUAGUGGACUGUUGCAAAUCAUUGAAUCAUUUGGAUGUGGCCUCGUGCCGGCAUAUUACAAAGGAAGCCUGCGAGCAAGCUGGGGUACAGUUUCCUGAAUCUUGUACAGUUAAUUUUACAAGCAAGAGCCUCGUCAGUCUCUAUUGAUUAUCAGAAAAUUUGAUUGGGGAAAUGGGUUUCUGUCAAAGAUUUGAAGAUUCACCGAAUCACGUUACUAGUAGCUGGCUUUGUCUUAGUAGCUCAUCAUCAUGUGCAUAUCGCUGUUGAGGUUAUGCACUCCUAGGCAGCAGACGCGCGCCCAGUGUUCUGCCAUCAUUGAGUAUUGAUGUAUAUAUUUAGGCAACAGUGCUUUCUGUCGGUACCCUACUUACUGUAAGUGACUGAAUUUGCCUUGCCUUUGCUUCACAACAGAUGAAGAACCCACCAUUUAAGGUUUCAAUGGCGUGGAAUAUGACUAUUGAAAUAAGUGUGUAAGACUGCUCUGACAUGUCUUAAAUGACCUGCUUCAUUUGUAAGAUUAUUGUUUCGGUCCCUAGUGUAAGAAGGUAAGCCUCUUGCUACAUUCUUACAGAUAAUUGGCUAUAUGAAAUUCCGUGUUUUCUGGCUUGACU